Leptopilina heterotoma is the source of this 4031-nucleotide messenger RNA. Its product is annotated as reticulocyte-binding protein 2 homolog a-like. The record is from RefSeq and is a predicted model, not a curated record. Gene Ontology annotation, cellular component: extrinsic component of mitochondrial inner membrane. NCBI's taxonomy places the organism in Eukaryota, Metazoa, Arthropoda, Insecta, Hymenoptera, Figitidae. The transcript is spliced from 3 exons. The coding region runs from base 235 to 3753 and encodes 1172 amino acids.
AUUCACAGAACAGACAAGUUCCCAGAAUUCUAUCAUUUUUUUAUCUCUCGUAUAUUUUAAAGCACGAUUAGAUAUAAACUUCUUACAUCAAUACAUAUUUUAAAAAAAGAAUAAUUCUACUUCAUCUAUUCGUGUUGAAGGAAGUACAACAAUUUUUUUCACUAUUCCUAGUAAAAUACAAGAGAUGUAUGUUUUAUGAAAUAAAAGUAAUUAAAAAAAAAAAAAGAAAAGAAUAUGGAACGAGCUAUAAAAUAUUUUCCAAACGAAUGCAUUGUUUGUCAUUCGACAACAAAAUUAAAAAGAUGCAAGGGAUGUAAUAUGAUUGCCUACUGUGACAGAGCUCAUCAAUUGGAAAAUUGGUCAGAACAUAAAGAUUUAUGCAAAGCAAUAGCAUUGAUAUUAAAAAAGAAAGGAAUACGACACAUUUAUGAGGAAAUCGCCAAUAAAUCAUUCUCGCUAUGGAAAUCAUCAAAAAAUUCAAUUCUCAACGAACUAUCAAGUUCUUUGAAACGAUAUCCAAAUGCACUUGAAGCGGAAAUAUUAAAAUUCCCCCGAGUUUGUUUCGUCUGUCGCGAAGCUAAACAAGAGAAAUUAAAAAAUUGUCCAAAUUGUCCAUUAGCUUCGUUCUGUGAUUUACAUCCAAGCAGCGAAUUACACGACAGAUGUUGUCACAUCAUUAAAAAUGAAGUCUCCUUAUUAUGGUCGUUGAACUACAAUUCGCAUAAUUUGCAAAAGAAAAUGAAAACAAUGGCCCAUGGGACAAAAAUUUUGAAAGAAAUUAAUGACGAAUCACCAGUGGAUUUGAUGGAUUUUUACGACAAGUAUACGAGUAUCACACCAGAAAGUUGUCUUUUGGAAGGUGAAAAAACUUCUCUCUCCGAAUUUGUCAGUAUUUCGUUAACAAUUCACAAAAUUCUACAAACAAUUUACAACUACGGUAAUUAUCCACCGGAAAUUGUUAUUCAUGUCGAUGUCGGAGGUCUCGAAAAGCAUGUCAAUUAUUAUCAUCACUGGGAAAUACUUUUACAUUUUCUGCCGAAUGUGAAGAGUCUAAAAAUCAUCAAUAUCGAGGGAAAUUUAGAUAUCACCAAAGAAAUAUCACUGUGCCAAAAUUGUAAAACAAAUAAACGUAAAUUAAUCGUCGAAGCAAAAUCAAUGCCAUACGAAAGAUACUUGGCUGAGAGAAAUUAUCAAAAACCAUCUUUCAUUGGUUAUUUCAACAUCUCGCCUCCAUUGUACGCACGAAAUCAAUGGAGGGCAACAAUCGAGAGAUUCCGUAAAGUCACAUGUCCAAUGGUGUUUACAACACUCACCGAAGAUGUGUUCGAAAUGACGAGAGAAGAUUUUUUAAACUCCUCCAUUGGUUUUAAAGUAAUUGACAGUGGAUUCAAUACAUUUGCACCUUUGAUGCACUUUGAAUUAAUUGACGAUGGCUCAGUGAAACGGAAUUCUCAAUUUAUUUGCUUAAUUCAAGAAGGAAAGGCCUUUUCUUCAACAGCAACGGAAACAUUAACUAGAGAAGUAAAUCGACCGAGAUCCUCUUUCUAUCCUCAUGUUUGUCACGUUUGUCAUAAGGAAGAGGGAAAAAUUACAUGCAAUCGUUGUCGAAUCAUAAGCUAUUGUUCGAAUAAGCAUCGUGAUCAGGAUCAAAUUUAUCAUAAGGAUAUUUGUCGGGUGAUUUUGAAUUUAUUGAGUGAAAUGGGAACGGCAAAUAUUUUUGACAAUCAAUCAACAGUGGACUCUGAUUCGUGGCUGCAAACAAAAGUUGAUGUUAUGAAGAAAGUGAGGGGAAAAUUUGAGAGAAAACUAGAGGAAUAUGAGGAGCAAAUGUUUCUAUUUCCCAAAGCUUGUGCAAUUUGUCACGUCACUGAUUCGAGUUUAUUGAAAAGUUGCGAAUGUGGGGUCAGUCUCUGCAAAAUUCACAACAAAGAUGAGAGUCACAAGAAAUUAUGUAAAGAAUUAUCGAUUGCUUACAAAUUUUCCCAAACCGAAAUCGAACCAAUUUUAAUGGUCCUAAUGAAAUUCCACGUCAUUACUGGUGAAUGUGAAAAUUCAUCAACGACAAUGCUCGAUUUUCUAAAAUCAAAUGUUCCACCAUCGAUGAUGAAAAAUGUCGAAAUUACUCAAGAAAUAAAUUUUCAACAAUUAGCGACAUCAAAGACAAUAACUGACUCAAUAACAUUGCUAAAUGUGAUAACAAAAAAAAUCCCUUCACUCAUUAAGACAACAAUGACAAUUCACAUUCUUAUCGCAAAAAGAGCAGAAAUCGUCACUGAGAAUACGUGGACAAAUUUUUUGUACUUAAUGCCAAAGUUGAGAAAUUUGAAAAUAAUUUUCAUCGGUCAACAAGUGGUGAAUUGUCCGGAAAAAAUUGUCGAUACGUCUACAUUUAAUUUGAUGAAUGCAGGAGUAAAUAAGAAAUUAACACUUGAUUAUUGUGACAUGAAUUAUAAGGAAUAUUCAAUGAGUAAAAAGUACGAAAAAGCGGAUGUCAUUUUGGGUUCGAAUUUAAAUAUUCAAGAUUUUGAAUUACUUGCAUCGAAUGAGAGUGACAAUUAUUGGAAGGAGACUAUUUUAACUCUCGAAAAAGUUGGUGUGCCUUUUAUUUUAACGGCAGGUACAAAGGAACGUGUCGAGAGAGAGCACCGAAUAAUUUGUCAAUUUUUAGGGAAAAAUGUCAAUUACUUGUUUUUGGAGGAAAAUCCAUUUGCUUCGUUGUGUCCGGAACGUGAUUUUCGCACGGAAGGCGUUAUGUACGCGAAUAAAUUUCUCAUCGUCUACAAUGGAAAAUACAAGGAAUCGAAGGUGAAAAAAAAAUUCCCAGAAGAAAAAUUGCAAAAUAUCGACGAAAAAUCGCAAAAAGAAGAGGAAAAAAUAUUGCAAACCGAAGAAAAGGAAAAAUUGCUAACGGAAGGAAACGAAAAAUUCCAAAAUGAAGAGGGCGAAAAAUUGCAGAAAGAAAUGGACAAAAAAUUGCCGAAAGAAAAGGAAAUAGAAUCGCAAACUGAGGAGGAAAAGAAUUCACAAACAGGAAUAAAGAAAAAAUUGCAAAAAGAAGACAAAAAGAAAUUGCGAGAAGAAGAAAUAAAAUUGCGAGAAGAAAAUUAUCAGAAAUUGCACGAAGAAAAGGAAAAAAUGUCGCAAACCGAAAAGGAGAAAAAAUUGCAAAAAAAAGACGAUGAAAAAUUUCAGGAAGAAAAGAAAAAAGAAUUCCAAACCGAAGAGAAUGAAAAAUUGCCAGAAAGAGAGAAAAUCAAAUUGCAAACUAAAGAGAAGAAAAAAUUGCCGAAAGAAAGGGAAAUAAAAUUCCGAGCAGAAGAGGAAAAAAAUUUGCAAGCAGAAGAGAAAAACAAGGAGAAAAAAAAAUUGCCGAAAGAAGAGGAAAUAAAAUCACAAGCUGCAGAGGAUGGAAAAAAUUCGCAAACAGAAGAGAACAAAAUUUUACAAAUAAUAGAAGAGGAUAAAAAUUUGCCGAAAAAGAAGAAAAAGAAGUCACAUAAAAAAGGGAACAAAAAAUUGCAAAAAGAAGUGGAAAAUAAUUUACCAAAACCAGAAGAUGAUAAUAAUAAUCUAUUAUUACUGCAGAAAACUAAUAAAAUUCUUAGAGAAGAAAAUGAAAAUUUAAGAAAAGAAUUAGAUUCAGCGAAUGGUAAAUUAAAAAUUUGUGACAUUUUUCUUGCAAGAUAUAAAUUUGACCAUUACUAUAAAAAUUUUUUUAAAACCCUCGAGCCCAAUAUUAAUUCAACGAAUUAAUAUUUAAUACUCGAGGUCAAUACUAAUUUAAUGAAUUAAAUAUUAAAAAUGAAGAAAUCAUUUCUUUACAGUUCAGAUAAAAAAAAUAAAUACUUAACUAUGUUUUUACUAAAACCUUUUUCGACUUUAAUUUGUCACUAAAAAUGUAAGAGAACUUUAAAAUAGUUUCAAACUUUCAAGAGAUGAUUAUAAAAAAUAUAUUAUAAUUUUUUUCGUACUUUCAGUUACAAAAAUAAUGUAUUUUAUUAAUUGUUUACUAAAUAUAUUGAUAAAGUAAA